This is a messenger RNA of Cinara cedri, 9511 nucleotides long. The record is from the annotation of a GenBank genome assembly. Lineage: Eukaryota; Metazoa; Arthropoda; Insecta; Hemiptera; Aphididae.
UUUUUUUUCAUUUUAAUUUUUGUUAAGAAAUGUAGUUUUUAUUAAUAUUUAAGAUUUAUGGUUACCAAUAUAAUUUUCCUGGUUUAUAAAUUUAUAACUUAAUAAUUAAUACUGUUCAAAUAAUAUGGAGUCUUCAUUUAAAACGCCAUCUAAAGUGCCACCAUUUCAAAUGCAAUCCAGUGGUUCAUCUACAAAAUUUACUCCAAAAAAAAGUCUAAUUAAGAAAAAAAAUGAUGAUGAAAUUAAUUCUGUUUCACGGAGUUUGACCUUUGGAUGUUCAGAUUGCCACUCACCUAUUAAUGAAGACCUUGAUGUUUUACCUCUAAGUCAACAAGCAUCCUGUGAUUCAUCUUCACCAUUUACUCCAAAAAGAAGUCGAAUUAAGAGAAAAAGUAAUGAAGAAUCUAAUUCUGUUUCACGGAUUUUGGUAUUUGAUAAUUCAAAUAACUACUCACCAUUAAAUACAAUAGUUACACCUCUUAGUCAACAAGCAUUAUUACCUCAUAACUAUGAACAGUGUGAAUCUGAACCGACAACACCAAUUAAAAGUCAACAACCAUUUAUUGAGAAAAAUAAUAAAAUUCUAUUAUCUCCGAGUAUCAAAAAUAAUCCUAAACGAUUCAAUAUCACACCGUCUCCUAAAAAAAGAAGUCUUUCAAAAUCUGCUACACCAAAACCAUCUAAAAAAUCAAAAUUCCAUGAAAAUGAAAACAAUAAUUGUAAAAUUACUUUUUAUUUCAAACCAACCCAAAAACGACCAGAUUUUAUAGUUAAUAAUGUUGAAAAUAAUUGUCAUUCAUCAAUUCUACAAUUAGGUGAAAAACCCAGUAUUAAAACUGAAAAUUCUAUUAAAUCUAACUCUCCUAUAGAUAGUAUAGAAAUUCCUAAGCUUCAAGUACUAAAUCCAACUCAGUUAUCACAAAAGACCAAUCAAAGUUUAAAUAUUAAGAAAGAAAAUAUUAAUAAUCUCCAAAAAGAUGGUACUACUAAUGAUAGUAGAGAUGUUACACCAAAAAAAGUUGAAAAUAUGUUUAAUGGUGUUAUAAAAAGUCCAAUCACUGAUAUUCUAUCAAGAAAAGUUAUUAUUUCAGGUGGCGACACAUACAGCAGAUUUAUAAAAUAUAUUGUUUUUAAUGAAGUAAUUUGUCUCGGUAAAACAAAUAUAGCAGCGAAAAUUGAAAAUUGUACUAAUGAUGAACUUAAACUUUAUGGAAGGUUAAUUUCUAGAAAACACGACUGGAUUCGUUUAAAUACACCUGAUGGGCUAAGCAAAUAUAAAGAAUUAAAUCUGUGUUAUGAUUUAAAUAGUACUUUAAAGUCAUUGGCAACCAAACAAUUAAUAAACACAGGUUUGUUUUAAUUCAAAAUUAUAUUUUACAAUUAAAUAAAAUUAUUUAAUUCAAACCUAUUUUUGAAAAUUGUAGAUGUUACUUCUUGUGAACUUGAUUGUUUAUUAAAUAUUUUGAAAUCACAUGAACUUAAACAAUUACAAAAAAUAUUCAAUAUUAACUUAAACUCUAAUAAGAAGACUAAACCUGAAAUGAUUAAAUCAUUUAUAAAUCAUGUAAAGAAUCAAAGAACAUUUUGUGGAAAUUCAAUAAAUAAUUUAAAAGAACAGUUUGUUAUAUUAAUUUAUUUUACUUUAAUUUUACUUUAAUCAUGCGUAGAUAUAUUUAAAUUACAUAUUUUUGUUUCAGUGUUAAAAAAAUAUUAGGGUACUGCUUAAAACUAUCAGAUAAUUCAAGAGAUGAUAUUAUAACCUGUCUGAUCUAUGAAUCAUACCCAUAUUUUAUUGGAGAAGAAAAGGACAGAUUUCGAGAAUGUUUUAAUAAAUUUACUUUGGUUGAAAAAAAUGAACUCAAGUUUCCUAAGUUUGAAAUAAAAUGUGUUUCACUUAAUUUUAACUCUGAAGAUAAUUUAGACAUGUAAGUUAUUCAAUCGGAUAUUUUUACUUGUUAUUGAAUAUAACAUACAUAGUCUAGAAAAUUUUAGCACAAAGUCAAAGCAGCAUGUAUAAUAAUAGAAUUUAGUAUUAGUAUUUUUAUAGAUAAUUGCAGUUAUAUUAAUCAUUAAGAAACAAAAAUAGUAAAGUAGUCUGUUUGGCAGACUAGUACUAGCUGCCUUAGCCAAUAUUUUUUUUUUUUUAAUGGCAGCUUCAGAUUUUGAUGGUCAAAAAAUUAUAUAUGCACCACAUUGUUUAUAAUGUCAUAUAGUAAUACAUUUGAUUAGGUAAAACAAUAUGAUUGACCUAAAAGCAAUAUGUUUACGUCCCAUGAUGAAAAAAAAAAUUAUGUAGAUAAACGAAAAAAAAAUAUGAACGUAUAGAAUGCAACUCGAAGCAUCAGCUGUUCAGAAGAUUUGUUAUUUUGUUUUUAUCACAAAUAUCAAUAAACGUAGGAACAAUAUAGUGGUUAAUUCAGAUUGGAUUUUUUAUGUUAAUUUUUUACUAGUUAUCAUUUUACAAAAUCAUGAGCUGUUCUCAGUGGUUAAAAUGGGAAAAACUUCAAAGAGGGACUAUAUUUAUUGAAAACUGUGGAACGUUCCCUAGAACUAACUUAACCAAACUUUCAGAAAACUAAUUAAGGAAACAAGACUUCCAAAAUGUUCUUCUCGUCUACACAUUUGUUUAUAAAAAUGUUAUACUUGUAGUGUUAAAAAAAUACUUCUCUCCCCCAUGAAAAUAAUAUUCUAUGCGUAUGCCUGCUUAGUAAAAUUAAAGGAAACAGUUUCUGUUUACAUAUAAUUUAAUUGGCAUUAAAAGAUUUAUUUAAAAAAAACUUAUUUGAGUUAUAAAAAUGUCAUUAAAAAUAUCUCAGUGACAAUAACUGAAGUGUUGGGAGAAGUGGGACUUUGAACACUCAAGUUAAAGGGGAUUAAUAAUUUUACAUUAAAUAGGUAGGGAGAUUACCCCCCUCCCACUUUAACCAUUGGCUGUUCACCGUAUCCAGGACGUAGUAUAGUCAUCAAAUUGUAUUUUGAAUUCACUUAAAAUAACAAAUUAUUGUCGUUUAAUAUUUCGAAAGGGGGGGGGGCUAAGCCUGGAAGUCCCUCCUGGCUACAAUACUGUCAUAAAGUGUAAAAAAUACUUGUAGUACUUGUAUACUAACAAUACUAUUGUAUACUAGGUAUACAAUACUAUUGUUUAAGAAAUUAUUAAUUUUAGGUAUAAAGUUGCUUUGAAUCUUCGUUAUAAAGUUCAAUUAUCAUUGGAGCACAAAGAUCAUAAAAAUGCAUUUAUAGCAUUGAAAACCAUGUUUGAUAAUUUCAAAUCUGCUGUAUGUAACAGUGAUGUAAAGUAAGUAUUUUCAUUCAAACUAAAACUUAUAAAACAAAUAUAUGUACUAAUGUAGCACUAUAAUACUAUGAAGUAUAAUAUUAAAAUUUGUUUUAAAAAAAAAAAAAUGUUUUUCAUUAGAGACGCAUACUUUAAACUACCUACUUAUUUGAGAAAAUAUUCUGCAGUAUCUGUAUACGCUCAUACUUUGUUUAAGAAUAUACCAAUAUUAAAAAAGUCUCUCACUGAAAAAGACUUAGCUAAAGAAGUAUUGGAAUCAUUAUUAAAACACAAGGAAUUUUUAAUAUCUAAACAAACUGAUAUUCGUAUUGAACUAGCAAAAGUUUUUGAAUCACAAUAUAAACAAUUAAAUAUUGUAAGUAUCGAACAAUUUUUAAAAUUUAAAAUAUAUAUUUAUUAAAUAUUACUUAAAUCUAUUAUUUAGGCUGCUGGAGUAAUACUCGAGGGUUUUAAAAAUGAUAAGAUUACUGAGUUAAAUCGUCAAAUGUUGUCAACUAGAGCAGUGAUGUACACAAAUCGUAAAGUUAGGAAGUUGGAUGAAGGAUUAAAAAACGAAUUAUUGAAUUUUAUUACAGUUCAAAAAAAACUACCUAGUACGACAAUUAGUGGACAAAUAAUGUCUGUCACAGAAAAGUACAGUAGACAAUUUUGUUUUUAUUAUUUUCAAUGUAAUUUGAACAGUGUACACUUGUAUACGUAAGAAAUAUACUAUGUUCAAAAUCUGUAGAUUUUUCUAAAAUUAAGAAAAGUAAAACAAAUAUUUUUUAAAAGUUUAACUUAAUUAAAGAAAAUAUCACAUAAAGUCAUUACCUAAUAUUAAUACAAAUUUUUUUGACUGAUGUUGAUUCGAAGUUAUUAGAAAGUGCCUAUAUUUAAUAAACAUAAUAUCUGCAACCUACAUAAGCGCAAAUGCAAUUAGUCCAUAAAUUAGCCAUUCCAGUUAUUCUAUUACUGUGUAGAAUUCCAUAACUUUAUGCUUCAUAAUAUUAAAUUAUAACAUAUGAAAAUAUGUGUUUACUUUUAGUCAAAAAAUUUUAUAUUUCACAAUGUAUUUUUGAGUACCAAAAUUAAUUUUAAAAUACACUUAAAUUGAAAAAAUUCAAUAUUACUGCCUUAAAAGUUAGUUAAAAUGCAUUUAAUUUGUUUUUAUAAUAUUUGCAUAGGAAACAUUUAUUGUAUUGUAUUGUCAAUGGCACAUAAUAUAAUAUAAGCUUAUUUUCGAAAAAGACAAUGCUAUAUUAGGCAAUGUAUACUACUAUAGAUUAUUAUACAAAGAGUGUCAUCUAGUUAUUGUUAUUUUUGGCAUAUACUAACUCUUAAAGUCGAAAUAUACAAAAAUAUGCUCAUUGCUUGUAUUUUUUUGAAGAAUUCUUGAUUUUAUUGUUCUGUGACUAUCCAUGUAAAUUAUAAAGAUAUCAAUAAUUAUUCCAUAACUAUUAUUUUGUUACUGUGGGUUUCAUUAAAAUAUUUACUCUUAAUAUUUUUCAGAAUAUUAACACUUUCUUGAAAAAUUAAGAAAAAUCAAUUUUCAAAUUGAAACAAAAAGGCAAAUUGUGUAAUUUUUUUAUAUUAACAAAAAAAAUACAUUUUUUUAAUAUUUAUAAAUUUAUCUUAUAGAUUAUCAAAAUAAUUUUUUAAGAAUGUUUAAUGUUGGUUAGAAUACUUUUGAUGAUAAUCUUGUAUGGUCUGAAACAUAAAAUAACAUAAAUCUAAUAAAAUUAUGGUCAUUAAAUUAAUAUUGGAUAUACAGUAGAACCUCUCUCGUCCACUCUCAACAGGUUCGCGACUUCAGUUGAUCCGACCAUAGUAUUAUUAAUAUGAAUACAUUUGGAUUUUUUUUUUUUCAUUUGGCUUUUGAUAUUGCCCUUCAUUACAUCAAGUAGAAUUCAACUUCAACACCUAUGGAAAUUUUGUGGAACAAGAAAUUGAGUAAUAUCAUAGCUAAGUCUAUAAUUUUAUUUGCUAAACAAAAUUUUCUGACUUUUUUUCUAAGUAAUGUUUUACUUCAUAUAUGUUUACAUAACACACUUGCAUUUGUAUUAUGCGUUACAUUCAAAUUUUUAGUAUUACAUAUGUAAAUACAAUACUUCUGUAUAUUCUAAUAAUCCAACCUUUUUCGUGUUCCAACCAUACCUCCAGUCACAAAGGUGACGGAUUAAAGAUGUUCUACUGUAUUUACUUAUAAUAGACAUUGCUUUUGUUAUUUUUUGAUCAAAUUCUUCCAUUAGUUGUAUUAAUCUUUCUGCUGUAUCAUUUACUAUUUUUUAAUUUUAUAUAAAUAAUCAAUUGAACUUUCCAAAAUUACCUGUUUUAAAAAAAUCUGUAUUUAUUUUAAAUUUUUUAAACAUUUUUUUGAGACUUCCCCCAAAACAUUUAUUCAAAAAUAUUUUUAAAAAAACUGCACAUGAGACUUUUUAAAAUUAAUUUUUUGGUAGUUUCAUUUUCUUCUGUUCUUUUGUGUCUUUAAGGACUUUAUUAGCAAUAAGUUUUUGUUUAUGUUAACUGUCUAUGUUUUUAUUAAAUGCAAUCGUUGCACAUUCUUUAUUUAAAUAGCGCAAAUGGUUCAUAAAUUUACCAAUUGUGGUUUUGGCUAGUGUUUUAUUAAUUUUUAAGUAUUUGUGUAAAUUUCUUAAAAAUUGAACCUCACUUAAAAGAGCCAUAAGAAAUACGUACCAUUCAAUUUUUCAGCAUCUGAAGCUGUUGUGUCAUAACAAAUGAUUGAAUAUUAUUAGUCAAUCCCCAGUUUUUGAUUACUUUAUAAACAGUGAAGUAUAUUUCAAUGCCAGUGCUUGCAUAUAUUUCUGGGAUAUCUAGAAAUUUGUCCAUAUCAUUUGACGUAGCAAUAACUGUUGAUCUAUUGAUUUUUGUUUAAGUAUGCUCUUUUAUUUCCUAAAAUUGUUUGAAGUUUUUACAAAUAUGAAUAUUAUUAUAGUUUAUUAUCAAUUAUACUAUUUAAUUUAUUUUAUGGUUUGAUAUUAACUCAUAAAAAAUAAAAUCUUUGUCAUUUGAUAUGCUUUCACUACUGAUUAAAUAUUAUAAUAGAUACUAAACCACAAUAAUAUUCACAUUUGCAAAAACUUCAAACGGUUUUAGAAAAUAAUAGAUCAUACUUAAACAAGUUAUAACUACCAUAAUAAGUUUGAUAGAGUUUUUUUCAUUCUUCAUGAAAUGGAAAUGUGAGUUUCCUUCAUACAUCAAUAACAUCUCUAUCAUUAGAGACUGCACUCAAACAGAACUACUGAAUUUAAUAGCAGACCUGAAACUAGGAAAAAGGGCAUCAAGAUUCACUUCUUUUAAUGGUCUCCCUAAAAUUGUUAAUAUAAAAAAAUUUAAGUUUGAAGGCUAAGCCUAUAGCAGCCUAUAAGCCCAUAGUAAUGUAAGUAAGCUAAGGACUUUAUUUAAUAAUUUUAAAUUAUUUCUUUAUUCUGAUAAACUUUCUAUUCGUACUAAACCUAAUUUCACUGGUUAUGAUCAGAAUGGUCGUUUCAAAGUAUUUCUUUAGUUUUUAACAAAUGGCAUGUUCUUUAUUUUACAGACAAUUUAAAAAUCUUCACUCGAGUUUCAUCAAUAAACGGCUAUUUAAUUUUACAAAAGAAAUUAAUUAUCUUAUCAGACUGAUGUCAAAAUUGGGGAAUGAACCUUUAUAUUAAUAAAUGCUACUCAAUAUGUUUUUACAUAUCCCGUGGUUUUAUAAGUCAUAUGUAAUUUAAAAAUAACAUUAAAUUCAAUUAAGUUACUUUAAUUAAAGACUUAGGAAUAAUUUUAUCAAGCAAUUUAAAUUUUGGAGAGCAUAUUGAGCAUGUCUUAAAAAUCUUUACAUGUAUUAGGUUUUGUUAAGCAUCACUUUUUCGGAUUUUAAAGAUUUGCGUUUAUUUAAGCUCUUUUUUAUUGAUCAUUUGUUAGAUCCAUUUUAGAAUACAGAUUGCCUAUUUGAAGUCCGUAUUCAAAAUUAGGUUUUAAUUUUCUUUGAGUAAGUCCAAAACUGUUUCUUGAGGUGUAUUGAUUAUAAAUUCAAUGUAACUAUUAAUGACCAUGAGUAUAUAUAAGCCAGGUUUUUCUAGAUAUUCCAAUAAUUUCUUCUAGACGUGAUCUAGUGGAUAUUUCCUUUGUUUAUAAAUUAGUCAAAGUUCAAAUUUAUGCACCAGAUUUAUUAAUUAGUAUCCUUUUUAACAUUCCAGCUUACAAUAACCGUUCAACCUUUCUGUUUUAUAUACCAAUACACAGUACAAACUAUUUGAAUACUCCCUUGUUCCAAGGUCAUGGCUUUAUGUAAUAAAUUUCCAACAAAUGCCGAUUUUUUUUCUUUUCAUCUUUAGCAAUAAUUUAAACUUGUUCCUAAGUAUUGAUUUGUGCUGCUGAAUAAUACAAAACUACUAUACAUUUUAAUUUUGUUUAUUAUCUCGUAUUAUAUAAUCUCUAAAUUGUCUUUAUACUAUUGGGCUUCUGCCCGUUUUAUUCUUCUUUUGAAUAAAUCAUUAUUAUUAUUAUUAUACAAAUUUUCUCUUUUACAAAAUAGCUAUUUUUAUUUACAAUUUUUUAUUUUAAGUUUCGCCACCUGAAAAAAAAAAAAUUGUUUUGCCAUAUUAACUAUAGCAAGAGGCAUACUAAUUAUUUAAAGUAUAUAUAUAUAAAAAAUAUAAAAAGUAUUGAAUAGAACAAAAGUUAUUAUAAGUAUUUGAUCAUUAUGGGACACUUUAUGCCAAUUUAUAUUGUAAGUGUUGCAUUUCAAAUAUGGGCUAACAUAGGUAACAAUAUUUUAAUUUAGAGGUGUAUCUGGCCGUAAGCAAGUUUUUGUCAAGAAAACCCCUAAUGGAGACAUUCAUUUUAUGUCUGUCGAAGAACUUGCAUUGUCACAUUAUAAAAGUGAAGGAUUUAUGAAUGGUAAUUAUUAAUAAUAUUAUAUUUUCAUUCAUUUUCCAAAUCUUCCACCUAGGAAUCAUUGAUGUUAUAUUAUUUAUUGAAAAAUAGUUUCGUAACUAAAAAGAAGAGUUAAUAAAUUAACUAUGAAAUGUUUUAUAAAAUAUUUAAUUAAAUUACUGUUCACAUUCAUAGUAAUAUAGGUAUAUCUGUGUUUGAAUAAUAUUUAUUUUAUGUAUUUAUUUUUAUAGGACUUCAUGAUGAAGGUCAAUUUAUAAAAUCAAUGUUUUUAUUAUGUUUUUGGGACAUAAUAUACAACAGUUAUCCACCACAUGUUCUUUUUAUCAGAAAAUAUCAAGAUUGUCCUUUAGAUUGGAGAACACACCACUUCUACAAUAUCAGAGAAAAACAUAUUGAAGUAAAAAUGAAAUCAAUUUGAAUGUUUUGACUAAUUUUGCGUUACUAUUUACAUUUUAUUAAAAUUCUAGAAACGAAUGACAGAACUGAAAAAUAUGAGUGUUGAUCAAAUUUGUGAUAUGUUAAAAACCCGUUGUGAUGAAUAUUUUAAUACUCAAUCAGUAAUAAACUGGAAUUAUAUGAAUGUAGACAACCUACCACAGUGUAAAGUAUGUUAAUUUAAUUGCCAUGUAGUUUUGUAAUAACAUUUUUGUAAAUAAUAUUCAUUAAUUUUAGACACUACUGGAAAGUGUAGGAAAAACUGUGUUUUUAAAAAUCGGUAAUCAAAUAUUAAAAGAUGGCCGAAUUUUUUUGUAUGGCAUGCCGGAUCUUAUUGUUUGGGAUGCUGCUAACUUUAAAGUAAGUUGAAUUUAAAAUCGUUGACACCUAAUUAUCAAAAUGCAUUAUAAUAAUUUAUUUUAAUGUUCAUGAUUAGUGCAAAUUUGUUGAAGUAAAGGGUCCAAAUGAUAAAUUAUCAGAAAGACAAUAUUGUUGGUUACUUAAACUUUUGGAGUUUGGCGCAAAAAUAGAAGUUUGUCAUGUUACUGGUUAGUUAAUAUUUUAAUUUAUGUCAAUCGAUUUUGUUCAUUGUAAACUUUUUAUUUACUUUUUCAGGAACAGGAAGCAAGAAUAUUAAUUCUGAAUAUAUGGACUGAUAUUUAUAUCUCAUAUUUUCUGUAUACAUUUAGUUAGUACCACUUAUUAUUUAUCUAUUUAAUAAAAUAAUCAAAUUGCUUACUUGUUCAUCUUAUUGCUUAGAAAAUGAGUUAAUAAUUUUAUAUAAUGUUAAUUAUUACAAAUUUAUUUAUAUUUUUAAGUGUUUUAUAUACUUUUGUAUUUAUUAUGAUUCCAGUCAAUUUUUAAGUUGCUCAUAUUAUGAAAAUUGUAUUUGAAUAAAAAGAC